Messenger RNA from Gryllus bimaculatus (two-spotted cricket), 2128 nucleotides. Lineage: Eukaryota; Metazoa; Arthropoda; Insecta; Orthoptera; Gryllidae. The record is from the annotation of a GenBank genome assembly.
UAAAUUAAUAACAUAAGUUAAACUGUCAGGAACCUGUUUUGUAAAGUCCGUAUACUCUGGUCCGUACAUCCAGAAGCAAAGUUCUUUUUGUAAGGUUGGCAAUUUGAUCAUUUAAAAGCCAAUGUACGUUGUAUCGCAUGAAUAACGUGCGUUUGCAAGCCUUGGAGUGCAGUUUUGCUUGGUGAUUUAUCUGUAUCGUGCGUUGAUUAAUUAUUUAAUUAUCUUGAGUUUUGAAUGUGUGCGCGUUUAGUUUGUUAAAUUUGUUUUUCCAUCUAAAUUAAGCAUAUUCUGGUGCUUGAAGUUUUGUUUAGUCCGUUAUCUCGGUCGUUUUUAUUCCAAAUUCCUUCAAGAUGUCCCAGUUUGCAUUUAUGAAUGACCUGAAAACUUGCCUAAAAAUGGAUGAUCCGAUUACAAAUGGUUCUGUGCCUCGCUGGCAAAAGAAGGCUCUCGAGUCCUCUAGUUCAAGUAUAAAUAUCAGCUUGAAUGCUUCAAAAACAAAGGCUUCCACUUCAUUGAAACCAAAAACACCAACCAAAAAUAACAUAACUCCUAAGAAAACUCCAAAGAAAACUCCGAAGAAAUCCUCAGCAAACAGAUGUGGUGCAACUACUCCUAGUGCUAGUGACAGAUUUAUUCCAAAUAGAAGUGCUACAGAUUUUGAAUUGAACCAUUUUAAGAUGGUCCAGCAGCAGCAGCAAAAACAACCUACAGAUGAACUUACCAGUCCUUCACAGAUAGAGAAGCAACGUGUUAUGGCAGGAAACCUAUGUGGAGAUAUUGGUAACAAACGUGUUCUAUCGUUUCAAACUAAAGCUCCUCCACCUCCUGAGGGACAUCAGAAUUCUCUGAAAGUAGUGUAUAGUCAUUCAAAAACUACUCCAUGCUUGAAAAGCUCAAGUCGUUACAUUCCCCAGACUCCAGAUCGUAUUUUGGAUGCUCCUGAUAUAAUGGAUGAUUACUAUCUGAACCUUAUUGACUGGAGUUCAACUAAUAUGCUGGCAGUUGCCUUGAACAGCAGUGUCUACUUUUGGAAUGCUGGCACAGGGGCCAUUGAGCAGCUUCUGACCCUCGAGGGAAGUGAUUAUGUUUGCUCUUUGGCAUGGACACAGGAUGGAGCCCAUCUAGCUGUAGGGACAAGUAUGAGUACUACUCAGUUAUGGGACUGCACUACUCUGCGUCGUUUGCGAGUAAUGGAUGGUCAUGUAGCAAGAGUGUGCUCCCUUUCUUGGAAUCAGUAUAUCCUCAGUAGUGGAUCCCGCAGUGGUCACAUUGUACAUCAUGAUGUGAGACAGAGGGAUCAUGCUGUUGCCACAUUUGCUGCUCAUUCCCAGGAGGUUUGCGGUUUGAAAUGGUCCCCUGAUGGACGCUAUUUAGCCAGUGGAGCUAAUGAUAAUGUUCUUAAUAUUUGGCCAUCAGUACCUGGACAAAUGUACAGUGAGGGUCAGCCAAUUUAUUCGUUUAGCCAACAUCAAGCUGCUGUCAAGGCUGUAGCUUGGUGUCCUUGGCAACCCAGUGUUUUGGCUAGUGGUGGCGGAACUGCUGAUCGCUGCAUUAGAUUCUGGAAUUGCAACACAGGUGUAUGUUUGAACACUGUUGACACAAAGUCGCAAGUUUGUGCUCUGUUAUGGUCUACAACUUACAAAGAGAUUGUGUCAGGGCAUGGAUAUGCUAACAAUCAACUUAUACUUUGGAAAUACCCAACCAUGAAUAAGAUUGCAGAACUCUCUGGACACACAGCUCGAGUGCUUCAUCUUUCUAUGUCUCCUGAUGGUAGCACAGUGCUGUCUGCUGGUGCUGAUGAGACUCUGCGCCUCUGGAAGUGUUUUAUCCCUGAUCCUGCGAAGAAAAAAGAAACUACAGAAACUAAAGUAGCUACAAGUAUUUUGCAAGGGUUAUUACGGUAGGAAUUGUGUUCAUUGUAAAAGUGUACAGGUAAUGUUGAAUAACGAGUGAAUUUUGUGAUUGUAACUUCGACUGAAGAUUGCCAUUUUUUAAUACUGUGACUGACUAGACUAAUUCCUUAUAUCUAGCUAAGCUUGAUAACUGAAAUUAGUUGCAGUUCUUUUUAUUGCUUUAUAAUAUUCUACUGUGUAUAUGUAUUCUUUAAUAAAUAAUUUAUUAUACAAUA